UCUUAGGGAGGAGAAAAUCUGUGCCAUCUGCGCAGUGCGCAUGCGUCAGACUUAAAAUUUCACAGUCAGCUGUAGCAGCCACUGCAAAAUACGGACCAUCGUUACCUCGAUUAGCCCUUGACCAACUCGAUGAUCAAUUUUCGGAGAGUCUUAUUAGCAACAGCAAACCAAAAAAAUGUUGUCCCUGCGGCCACAGCACUCUGCCGCUCCUUCUCCUCGAAAGGGAAGGAUCCGAAAACAACAACAGUCACAGUAACCGUCCCCAGAGGCACCGAAAAGAACGAACCGUACGACGAACACACAAAUUGGGAACUGCUCGGGCGAAGAGGCUACAAAUUCAUUUUGCCUGGCAGCAUAGGCCUUUCACCUGCUGCCAGAAGAAAGCCCUCGCUCAACCCCAAAAAGAAUUCAAGGCCAAAGAAAAACAAAAAUUCCCAAGUGAUACUUCCAGAUACCAACCACUACCGCCAAGUCGAAAUUGUUACACAACUGGCUGUCUUAGCUGCUGAACUAAAUUCCAUGCAGCCUAGAGAGUUAAAAUGCAAGGCUGUUGAUUGUCCUUUCCUAUUAAGAGAGCAGGUGAUAGAUCUUUUUCCUAGAGAUGGUUUGGGUUACGGACCUUUGACUGCAGUAUGCGUAGCUCUUCGUUCACCGGAAAGUGAGGAAACUAAGAAAGACUGGGAGAAGGUGUUUGAAAAGUUUGAAGAAACCGCGCGCAGAGUGUGCGGAAAAUUGAAACAGGCUGGCUUCUGGGCGGGUUUUCCGUCUGAGAUUGAAUUUGACAUGUCAAAGCUGUCGACUGACGUGUCCGCGCUCCAAAUUGAAGCAGCCAACAUGCUGAGAAGUCCGGCGCCAAGAGUAGUGCACGUUUCUGGCUGUAUUAUUGUAAUGCAUCCCUCUGUCGGGAGCAGUAGAGUGUUAGGCUGGUUGUUCACAACUGCCUCGUUUGACGACCCUAAGCUUCAAAACAUAUUAGAGGAAGAAAAUAAUUAAUUAAUUGUAAACUAUGUCAAAUGCACGGCUUUGUUGCUUUUUCAACCUUAAGAGUUAAGACCAACCUGUUGUUAAUAAAGAAUUAUUUUGAAACGUC
Molecule: messenger RNA, 1090 nt
Organism: Cloeon dipterum
Lineage: Eukaryota; Metazoa; Arthropoda; Insecta; Ephemeroptera; Baetidae
Exons: 6
Coding region: 130-993 (287 amino acids)
Biological process (GO): cobalamin metabolic process
Cellular component (GO): mitochondrion
Source: RefSeq, a predicted model, not a curated record